AUGACAGACGCUCCUGAGACACUGAGCGGGACAGAGUGUAAUGGGGACAGACCACCUGAUAAUGACCAACAGCACAUCAGUCAAACCAGCAAGGACGCAGCUGACGCAGGUGGGACCCAGACAUAUUACAGUGCUGAAGCCAGUCUUGAAGAUUUGCCUACAAGAGGAAGUCAAGAAGAAAGUGGCAACAGUAAAGGAGGCAUACUACCCGAAGAGCCUGCGGGUGAGAAGAGUCUCCGAGAAAACUCAGAAGAGAACCUCUUUGUCAUUCACAAGGCCAUCAAAGAUCUUUCUCUCCAAGAAGCAAGUGCUGAGGACAUGGCAUUCAGAGAAGGGCAUCCGUGGAAGAAGAUUCCUCUGAGCAGCAGUGACCUAGAGAUGAAUACACAGAAGGAAAGGAUUGCCCACCAACCUCUAGAGCACCGAGAAGAUGACAGUACAACCUACCGGGCAACAGAAAUAGAGUGGUUGGGGUUCCAGAAAUCUACUCCAGUUGACAUAUUGCAUUCUAAGUGUGAUGAGGAACCAGAAGUUUGGAAUGAAGAAAUUAAUGAGGAAGACGUCGACGACUGCAAUGAUGAUGAAGAUGAAGUUCGAGUAAUAGAAUUUAAGAGAAAUCACAGCGACGGUUCUCAAUUAAAAGGAGAAAACCAUGCAAGGGAAGACUCCCCGCUAAGCAGUCCCAGCUCCCAGCCAGGGACCCCCGACGAGCAGCCCGUGUUGGGAAAGAAGGGAGAUAUCUCCAGGAAUGCUUAUUCCAGAUACAAUACGAUAUCCUAUCGGAAAAUCAGGAAAGGGAACACCAAACAGAGAAUCGAUGAAUUUGAGUCGAUGAUGCACUUAUAA
This is a messenger RNA of Peromyscus eremicus (cactus mouse), 846 nucleotides long. It is a transcript of the gene Ermn, whose product is annotated as ermin. Gene Ontology annotation, molecular function: actin filament binding. Gene Ontology annotation, cellular component: filopodium; paranode region of axon; cell cortex. The transcript has 3 exons. Gene Ontology annotation, biological process: morphogenesis of a branching structure; regulation of cell shape; actin filament organization. The record is from RefSeq and is a predicted model, not a curated record. Bases 1 to 846 code for a protein of 281 amino acids. NCBI's taxonomy places the organism in Eukaryota, Metazoa, Chordata, Mammalia, Rodentia, Cricetidae.